UGAUAGAUGCAUAGGCGAAUGCAAAGAACACAAUUUCGAAUUUCAGCUGAAAGAGUUGGUCAAUGGGUAACGAUGCUAGGAAUAUCAAAUUUCGGCUGUCAACUGGAUAAAAGAUGGAUGUCAUUGAAGAUUUUGUUGAAAUCUUGAGAGUUGUUUUAGACUACGUUGGAAUUGACAUGGAUGAUAUGUCAGAAUAUCUUGGUUCUCUAAAUAAUCGGUCAAGACGAGCCCUAUUUCACAUGCACAGAGCAAUUGUGGCAAAAUGGCAUCACUCCAUUAUAGAACCCCGUGUUAGGAUGUCUAACAGGUGGAGUCAUUGGAGGUCUGAUGUACGCCAUCGCAGUCUAGUAAGGAUCAUCGGCACCAGCUUACCACUACACCCAGCCAAAAGACUGAAGAUACAAAGUCAUAUGCUGAGACAUCGAACACGUCAAGAUAGCUGUGAUAGUGAUGUGUCUCUUUUUUCCAUGACAAGCACUGUGUCAUCUUCACAGGCUGAUCUGAUGUGGGUGGAGGAGGAUUUAGGAGACAACUGUAUAAGGGUGAGAGCACAAAAGAAUGAAGACGUUGAUGACUGUGAUACUUUAGAUGAUUUUGAUAAUGAUUUCAUGUUACGUAACGAAGGUGUUCGCUCUCCAAUGAACUCCACCAUGAUUAGCUCUGUGUCCAUGAUGUCCUCGUGUGAUCCAGCCGCCAUCCAUAAGAUCACGGCAAUGGAGGAUGAGCUGACGGCUCUGAGAAACCAGAUGGCCAUGCUUGUACUGAUGCAGGAACAAGCAAAUCAAUCUCAAGCAGUGUCCUCAAGUGUCUGUGCCACACCAACAGAAAAUAGUGCUCCACCCACUUCAACGCCUACAGCAGAAUUAUUGGACAUGUUUACCCCACCCCUCCCUCCUCCCCCACCUUCUUUAUAUGAGCCCCUGCCCCCUGAUUCCCUCGCAGAUUGUCUUCCACCGCCCCCAGUCUAUUUCGGUGUGUCCAUGCCGCCUCCUCCACCUGCAGCUCCAGUCACUCCGAGUUCUAAAAGUUCACAGGACAUGUCGACACCACUUCAGCCCACAGUUCUAGCAGACAAGAUGAAUUGGAAGAACAGCCGAGAGACGGAGAAUACCUGUACCCUCACAGACAUCCUGAAGGGGUUAGGCUCUGUCAAACUGCGAUCUAUACAAAGAUCUCCUGGUGGUACUCCCUUGAAGGUGAGGCGACCAGAUCGUGAGUGUGACCGGUCAGACCCUGCUGCCCUCAUUGCUCAAGCUCUCAAGAAGAAAUUUGCCCAGCAGAUGACUUACAGUCCAGAUACUGACAAGGAAAACGACAACCACGACUUCAGCUCCUCUGACAUAGAAAACAGUCCACACAUCAUACCAGGCAGAACAAAGAAGAUCAAGAGGCGCUCCAUACUGUUUGAUGAGCGACGAAAGAGUGUGGGACCCCUACGGGAUCUGAAUGUUUAAUGCAAAGUGUCAAACAAGGGAUUUUUAUUUGUCAAAAGACAAUCUUUUAAGAUACACAAAAUGUUUUAAUCAUGUACAUAACAAUUUUAUUGUAUGCAAAUUGACGUAUUUCAUUUAAAAAUUAAACAAAACAAAACUUGUGGGCUUGUUGGGUUGUUUACUUGAAGCUUUAAUCUAUCAACAGCUAUGGUCGUUUUAGGAUGUGCCAGGUUUUGGUGGUGGAGUGAAGCUGGAGUACCUGGAGUAAAACCUGCGGUUAGUAUCUAGGAACUGUCCCAAGUAGGCCUUGAACCUGUGACUCAGUGGUGGAAAGCUAGUGAUCAUAGAUGUUCAGAUUCCUUUUUGCCAAUAAGUUAAAUGUUUAAAAAUCAGCAUUUUCCACAAUUUUCACUGCUUUGCUAAAAAGAACAAACCAGAUUGUGUAGAAUCAUAAAGGCAAUAGAUGAACAAAAUCAUAUUUAAUUAUUUUUUCAUCUAAAUAAUUUUGUGCAAAACAUGAGACUGUUUUCUCAGACAUGUCAUCACAUUGUAAAACUGACUUGGGAUGAGACAACAACUGUAUUUCUAAAAGCAAAAAUGUGGUUAGAUUCCACAAGUCCUUCUUUUUCUUCAUCCACUCAUCCACUCAACAUUACAGCUAGGAGUUUUAAGAUUUAAGAUAUUAGAAUAAUUUCAUAUUAAGACAACUAGAUUGUGCAUGUACAUCAAUGUAUAUAAAACCCAUUGUACAAUUCAAAUGCGUUUGGCACAGAUUUAAAAUUUUGGUAUUGGUAUUGCAAUGCAAUUCAUAGUCCUCACCGGUACUGUAUAGGAGAUAUACAAGGCAAAAAGAUGGAUAGAUGAAGUACAAACCUGAAGACCCCCCCCCCCCUCUAACUUGGUCCCCAUAAAAAUGUAUCAAAUAAAAGGAUCAAGACCACAUUUGAAAAAGUUAUGUAUUACACAGUGUUAAUUGCAACUGCAAAAUACACCCAUAUUUCAGCACUUAUAAACAUAUAUUACAGGUACAAAGGAAAUAUUAUAAUGUUGUAUGUUUAAUGUAACAUGUAAAGAUAUGUUGGGCUUUUCAUUCUGUCACCUUUGUUUAGAAAAUUAAGAAUAAUUUUGAAAAGCCAUAUCUACCAGAGAGUGACCACAUGAAUAUUUUUUUUCAAAAUGCUUAUUUCUUAAUCAGAUGAAAUCAAUAUAUCAAUAUGAAUAUCAGGCUCAAAGGUAAAAGUAGAUACAGGCCAGGGGUAAAAGCAUUUAAUAAAUAUUUUCCUCUAAAAAUUACAUUAAAACUUAGAAAAUGGAAGAAGCUAA
Mizuhopecten yessoensis (Yesso scallop) is the source of this 2756-nucleotide messenger RNA. RefSeq names its product mitochondrial fission regulator 2-like. Bases 114 to 1454 code for a protein of 446 amino acids. The record is from RefSeq and is a predicted model, not a curated record. The transcript has 9 exons. Gene Ontology annotation, biological process: aerobic respiration; mitochondrial fission. NCBI's taxonomy places the organism in Eukaryota, Metazoa, Mollusca, Bivalvia, Pectinida, Pectinidae. Gene Ontology annotation, cellular component: mitochondrion.